Molecule: messenger RNA, 243 nt
Organism: Iphiclides podalirius (scarce swallowtail)
Lineage: Eukaryota; Metazoa; Arthropoda; Insecta; Lepidoptera; Papilionidae
Source: the annotation of a GenBank genome assembly
AUGGAAGAAUUACCAAAAAAAAGAAAAUAUAUCCCAGAAUCACAACUGGAAACGCAAUGUGACACUGACUACGAGUUUGUCGAACAGGCUUAUUUAGAACAAAAUUCCCAGACUUAUGAUGACUGGGAACCUGGUCAAGAAAAUGAAGAUGAAAUAAAUUCUGCGGCGGAAGGUACAAAAAAAACCUACGAAAGAUUGUGCAACGUACACAGAAAUAUCCACCAAAGAUAUUUCAACGUUUAC